Messenger RNA from Anopheles funestus (African malaria mosquito), 3324 nucleotides. RefSeq names its product kinesin-like protein KIF18A (gene Klp67A). Gene Ontology annotation, molecular function: ATP binding; microtubule binding; microtubule motor activity. The transcript has 5 exons. NCBI's taxonomy places the organism in Eukaryota, Metazoa, Arthropoda, Insecta, Diptera, Culicidae. Gene Ontology annotation, biological process: microtubule-based movement. Bases 273 to 3023 code for a protein of 916 amino acids. The record is from RefSeq and is a predicted model, not a curated record.
UCGUUAAACUGCAAACUGUCAACGGAAAUUUGUAUUAGGUCAAAAUGACGCCAACAGCAUACGAGCGAAUGCGAUUUGGUUCGAUCGUCGCAUAAACAGUGAAAAAAAGUACGGGUAACCGAACGGGUGUUAAAUAAAACGUUCGUACAUCCAAGUAUACACAGUUUGUGAGAAGAAUCGACACUAAAAGGAUUGCAACCGGGUCGUACACAUCGGAAGCUGUAGGGUUGAUUGCUCUGUGUGGUGGAAACGAUAGCUAACGUAUAUGCAAGAUGACUGCCGAUUCUCGGAAGAUUCGUGUUGCGGUACGUGUACGUCCGUUCAACAAUCAGGAACUGGAGAAAAACCCUCGAAACAUCAUCAAGGUGCUCGAUAAAUCGACCCUUAUGUUCGAUCCGGAUGAAGAUGAGGAUGAGUUCUUUUUCCACGGCGUGAAACAAACGCACCGGGAUAUCACGAAGCGGGUGAAAAAGAAGCUAACCAUGGAGUACGAUGAUGUGUUUGAUAAUACGGCCACAAACAACGAUAUCUACGAGGUGUGCAUGAAACCGCUCGUACAGUCGGUAAUGAAUGGGUACAACUGCUCGGUGUUUGUGUACGGUGCGACUGGCGCUGGCAAAACGCACACCAUGCUGGGCAGCACCGAUUGUCCGGGCAUCACGUUCCUGACGAUGAAGGAAUUGUUUCGCCAGAUCGAAUCACUGAACGACGUGCGGAAGUUCGAUAUCGGCAUCUCGUAUCUGGAGGUGUACAACGAGCUGGUGAUGAAUCUGCUCACUAAAAGUGGGCCGCUCAAACUGCGCGAAGAUGCGAACGGUGUCGUGGUCAGUGGGUUGGUACUGAAACAGAUACACAAUGCCACCGAACUGUUGGAACUGUUGGCACUGGGCAAUCGGAACCGAACGCAACAUCCAACCGACGCGAACGCGGAAAGCAGCAGAAGCCAUGCGAUCUUCCAGGUGCACAUUCGCAUGGUGGAGAAAAAGACCGGCCAGAAGCGCACGGUGAAGCUGUCCAUGAUCGAUCUGGCGGGUAGUGAACGGGCCGCCAGCACGAAGGGCGUUGGCAUACGCUUUAAGGAGGGUGCGAACAUUAACAAGUCCCUGCUAGCGCUCGGCAACUGUAUCAACAAGUUGGCGGAUGGGUUAAAGCACAUCCCUUACCGUGAUUCGAACCUGACGCGCAUCCUAAAGGACAGCUUGGGAGGCAAUUGCCAAACGGUAAUGAUUGCUAACAUAUCGCCAUCCUCGCUAACGUACGACGAUACGUACAACACGCUCAAGUACGCGUCGCGUGCGAAGAAAAUCCGAACGACCGUACGGCAGAACAUUGUGCCCUCGAACGUGCCGAAGGAGUUCCUGGUGAAGAAGGUGAACGAGCAGGCGGAGGAAAUUGAGCGACUGAAGGCGAAGUUAGCCGAUCUGGAGGAACAGUGUCGAAAGAUGGCCCAAACUACUGCCGAAUCACCGCCGGUAGACGAAACGUUGCUGAACGACUGGAUUUCACGUAUCGACAACUGUUACGCCACGAUGCGCGAAGCGCUAGAACGCCUGAUUGCAUUGAAGAGCAAGGAAAAAUUGAUCAACAUGCGUGUUAAGUUGAAGGAACAGGCCGAAGCCAUUGCCCGAGUCGUGACGCUUGAUGGAAGCCACUUGAAUGAGGAUAUUGCAAAGCUGGAAGCUUCUAUCGAUCGCUGUGGCAAACAGGUUGCGAACCAACAGUCCGAUAAAUCACGAUGGAGAGAUCGUCUGCGUCAAACCCGUCGCCUUCGUAAUACGAUACGGGAGGAAGUAAUGCGAAGCGAAUUGGCCAUUGUGUUGAAAGGAUAUCUUAGAGGAAAAGAGGCGGAAAUUGAAGCGGUCACCGCAACGCUCUGGAAGGAUCACGUGCUGCAGAUGUCGUUCACGUACGAUCAGGAGAACAAACUGUGGCAAAACAUCAUGAUGCUGAGUGGAGAUAUUAUACAGCAGAACUAUCUAUUGCUCCGGAGCAUGGACCGGUUGGACAAUAUAACGCUGGACAAGUUGAAGCGAUUGGUGAAACUAAAUCAGCGACAGCGGGGAGUCACAUUUUUCGACGACGAUUGUCAGCAGGAACGGAACGACAUUGAUCUCAGUACCAACAGCCUUGACGAUAUUGCCAAUUUAUCCGACUGUUCCGAGGAUGCUGUUGACUUCCCACCAGACAAUGCAGCAACAUUGGCGAUUGGUGUAGGGGGUGGAACUAACAAACGAGCAAAACUGAAUGAUGGCAGUGAAUCGGAAUCUGAACCCUACUCGACGACGCAUGACAGUGAAAGCAGUGUGGAUCGGAAUGUUUUCAAAAAACCGAAAACAGUAAGCCGCGCGAUUUCGUUCAAGACGCUUACAGCCGGAGUUGUGGGACGACCUCCAAUUUCCCGUCGAACACCGACAAAGCAGACAAAACCAACGGCAACAGCAGCGGCAUCACAACGAUUGAAAGUACCGCGAUUGGUGGUGAAUAAUGGCUUGGGAGCGAGUGCGCCUGUAAGGAAAAGAAUGCUACCAGCCACAGGCCAGGAUCAGAAUAAAUCGGACUCAUCGGAUGAUUCGAAUGGCAUUGGUAAUAUUGCAAACUCCACCUUUGAUAUAGUAACGGCCAAAGACACUGAGGCGGAAUCGUUGUUUUCCAAUGUUCUCGUAGAAUCGAACGUUCCUGCCAAUGUCCUGGACAAAGUGCUUCGUCGUGCUUCUAUCAAGGGUGCCAAAUUGACUGUUUCAGUUAGUAAGGAAAAUCGUAAAAAGAGCCCAAAACGAAUCGGAAAGAGUCCGCGCUCGGUGAAUCGAACGAACAAUCGAACAAAUGCUUCCGCCAGUUCCGUCAUCAAUCGAUACAGAAUGAUGAAAGCAAAGGAUGACUCUACCGGAACGUCGAGUGGUAGCAGCGGCAGUAGUACGUCCUUAGCACCAAAGGUACCGACAGUACGAACCGCCAACAACAAUUUCGAAUCUGACAGUGACCGGAAUCGUCACAAUCGGUUGAUGGGUAUUGUAAAGAAAUAGGCCCAGUUUUUCCCCGUGUCACCCAAUUACUAAGGUGUUCUGAUUCCACAAGCAGGCGCAGAGAGUAACAAGAGCACACGUUUAUUUAUGGAGCGUAUACUAUUUACAGCUUUAUUGCACACUUGUACGAUUCAUGGUGCGGUCCUCACUGUUAUAUAUUUUGUAUUCAAUAUUAGCUAAAGCGGGCAGAAGGGAGACUGCCUACUAGUGUAGUAGAUGGUAAUGACCGUCGUGUGGACGUUGAACGUUUCCAAACUCGACAGUUGAUUAUAAUAAAAGCAAAGGUACGUCUCCAAGCAAA